This is a messenger RNA of Canis lupus familiaris (dog), 2093 nucleotides long. It is a transcript of the gene PCID2, whose product is annotated as PCI domain containing 2. Gene Ontology annotation, biological process: transcription elongation by RNA polymerase II; poly(A)+ mRNA export from nucleus; post-transcriptional tethering of RNA polymerase II gene DNA at nuclear periphery. Gene Ontology annotation, cellular component: transcription export complex 2. The transcript is spliced from 16 exons. The record is from RefSeq and is a predicted model, not a curated record. Gene Ontology annotation, molecular function: RNA binding; double-stranded DNA binding. NCBI's taxonomy places the organism in Eukaryota, Metazoa, Chordata, Mammalia, Carnivora, Canidae. Bases 106 to 1524 code for a protein of 472 amino acids.
GCCUGGGGGGCGCGCAGGUCCGGACGGACCGGCGGCCGGAAGUGAGGCGGACGCAGCCGCGCGCGCAGGCCCCGCCCACGCCCACUUUCCGCGGGGGGUCCGGCCAUGGCGCACAUCACCAUCAACCAGUACCUGCAGCAGGUCUAUGAAGCCAUUGAUACCAGAGACGGGGCAUCCUGUGCAGAGCUGGUGUCUUUCAAGCAUCCUCAUGUCGCCAACCCACGGCUUCAGAUGGCCUCCCCAGAAGAGAAGUGUCAGCAGGUCUUGGAACCCCCUUAUGAUGAAAUGUUUGCUGCUCAUUUAAGGAAUGGAGCUAGAGCCAAGCAAAGCAAACAAAAGACUUGCUUUUCAGUUACAUCUCAUGGGUACCGUUUUCACCAUUGGAGCGUGAACCAGGCAAAGUUGGGUGUCCUAAAGCCUGUGGCAUUUGAUCACCCUCCUGUCCACAUGCCUCCAGUGCUUCCAAGCAGGCUGGGGGGAAGAAGGCCUGUCCCACCAGGUGGGAGCUGCACCCCGAGUGCAGGGUGCACUUACGCGGUGGGGAACCAUGACUUUGUAGAGGCGUACAAAUGCCAGACUGUCAUCGUCCAGUCAUUCCUGCGUGCAUUUCAAGCCCACAAAGAAGAAAACUGGGCUCUGCCUGUCAUGUAUGCUGUAGCGCUUGACCUUCGAAUAUUUGCCAAUAAUGCAGACCAGCAGUUGGUAAAGAAAGGGAAGAGCAAAGUUGGAGACAUGCUGGAAAAAGCUGCCGAGCUGCUGAUGAGCUGCUUCCGCGUCUGUGCCAGUGACACUCGGGCUGGCAUUGAGGACUCGAAGAAGUGGGGGAUGCUGUUCCUGGUGAACCAGCUCUUCAAGAUCUACUUUAAGAUCAACAAGCUGCACCUGUGCAAGCCCCUCAUCAGAGCCAUCGACAGCUCAAACCUGAAAGAUGACUAUAGCACUGCCCAGAGGGUGACGUUCAGGUACUACGUUGGGCGUAAGGCCAUGUUCGACAGCGACUUCAAGCAAGCUGAGGAGUACCUGUCCUUUGCCUUCGAGCACUGUCACCGCUCAAGUCAGAAGAACAAAAGGAUGAUUCUGAUAUAUUUGCUUCCAGUAAAAAUGCUGCUGGGUCACAUGCCGACCAUCGAGCUGUUGAGGAAGUACCAUCUCAUGCAGUUUGCCGAGGUGACCAAAGCUGUCAGUGAAGGCAACCUUCUGCUCUUGAACGAGGCUCUGACGAAGCACGAGACCUUCUUUAUUCGCUGCGGCAUCUUCCUCAUCCUUGAGAAGCUGAAGAUAAUCACCUACAGGAAUCUCUUCAAGAAAGUGUACCUGCUACUCAGAACACACCAGCUGUCUCUGGACGCUUUUCUGGUGGCCUUGAAGUUCAUGCAGGUGGAAGACGUGGACAUUGACGAGGUGCAGUGUAUCCUGGCCAACCUGAUCUACAUGGGUCACAUCAAAGGCUACAUAUCACAUCAGCAUCAGAAGCUCGUUGUUAGCAAACAAAACCCGUUCCCUCCGCUGUCGACAGUGUGUUGAGUGUGCACCCGGCCCUGAGGAUGGGAGGGCAGUGGAGUCCUCUAGGUUCAUCUGUACCGAUGGACUCGGCCCUGUGCCAAGAGGGUACUCUGGAGCCGGACCCUCCAGGGCUCAUUGGCCAGCACACACAGAUGCCUUGACACCUCCGUGGUCACUCACAACUACAUCCACCCUGUGGACACCUGGAGCUCCUUGAGGAAGCACGGGCACAUCCAUUGACAUUGGAGCUGAGGACACGUUCGUGAAGGGGUUCUGUCCCCAGGGCAGCUCUGGCUCAUUGCAUAGCCGUCGUUCAUGAGGGAGUCUUUGUUUCUAUGCACCUCUUUCUAUGAGAUGUCAUCCUGAAUUUAUACAGAUGGUAUAUUCCUUAUUUUAUCUUCUUAACGUAACAUUUUUAUAUGUUAAAUUUCAACAUUGUAUGUGAUUAUAAUGCUUUGGUUAACUUAAGGCUUCUUUUUACAAAAUGAAUUUACUUUGAUAACUUCCCAUGUUUUAUAGCUCACCAUUUUUCAGAGUUUGCACAUCUUCUCUGUUUAUAUGAAGCUUAGUAAAGAAGGAAACACCCUAAA